Molecule: messenger RNA, 618 nt
Organism: Fusarium poae
Lineage: Eukaryota; Fungi; Ascomycota; Sordariomycetes; Hypocreales; Nectriaceae
Exons: 2
Coding region: 1-618 (205 amino acids)
Molecular function (GO): catalytic activity
Source: RefSeq, a predicted model, not a curated record
AUGACUGUCGCCGGAGCAGCCGGUCGAACCAUCAAAUUCGGACCAUUCGAGGUGACAAAUCAGGUCUUCCUCUCAACACCACACUCCUUCGCCCUGGUCAAUCUCAAGCCUCUCAUUCCCGGGCACGUCCUCGUAUGUCCGCAUAAGCCACACAAACGUCUUACGGACUUGACUCCUGCCGAGACGGCAGAUCUGUUUACUACGGUGCAGCUCACGCAGCGCCUUAUUGCGCGCGCACACUUCCGCACCCCCGAGCCUGAGUCCGGGAGCUUCUCGAUUGCCGUACAAGACGGCGCCGACGCAGGCCAGACGGUACCGCACGUGCAUGUUCACGUUGUCCCGCGGACUGCAGGGGAUAUGGAAACUACGGACGCCGUGUAUGUUAAACUCGCAGGUGAGGAAGGUAAUGUUGGUGGAGCGUUGUGGGAUCGCGAGAUGGAUGCCAGACCGCAGCCAGGCGGAGGAAUGAACCGAGUCGACGAUGAAGAUCGUGAGCCGAGGAGUGUAAAAGAAAUGAUGGACGAAACGGAGAAGUACAAGGCGAUGUUGAGGGAGAUGGGAAUCGAGUCACCGUGGAAGAGAUUGUUUGAGGAGAUGAUUACAGAUUUCAAAUUAUGA